AUGACAAUCCAUCUCCGCCCGGCCUCCGAAGCGGAUUUGGCGACAAUCGUCGAUGUCUCAACAGCCGCCUUCCCACCAGACGUAGACACAAUUGUGCGCCACCUCUUCCCAGGGGAUCUGCACUUUUCCGAUGGUGUACGAAAAGCGCGAAUAGCACGCAAAUCCGUCAAAUUCGGACUCAAAAGUACCGUCGUCAUGGUCGCUGUUGACGAUGAUAAAAAUAAGAUUGUGGGAUAUGCGAUUUGGGAGGUCCCAGUUUCGUCAUCGGACGAGGGUGAGAAUGAAGAAGAGGGGGUAAUGUUGCCGCCGCUGGCUCAAGAAGGAAUUGAUAAAGCGCCGUUUAUGGAAUUGCGUCGUAUACUGGAGGACGAUGUACGAGAGCAAUUCGGGGAUAAGGGGACCGUGGAUGUCUGGACUCUUGACUCCCUGGGCGUUCAUCCCAAUCACCAGAAAAAAGGAAUUGGGCGGAUGUUGCUUGAUUGGGGUAUCGAAGAAGCAUCUAAACAAGGGCGGGGUUGUUAUUUGGUUGCGACACCUGCUGGGUUGCCAGUGUAUACGGCCGCGGGGUUUGAGGAUGUGAGGGUUUUAGAUAUUUUUGGGACGCCGCAUGUUUCCAUGAGGAAGAGAAAUCCUGGGGGGUUUUAG
Molecule: messenger RNA, 645 nt
Organism: Talaromyces marneffei
Lineage: Eukaryota; Fungi; Ascomycota; Eurotiomycetes; Eurotiales; Trichocomaceae
Exons: 2
Coding region: 1-645 (214 amino acids)
Molecular function (GO): acyltransferase activity, transferring groups other than amino-acyl groups
Source: RefSeq, a predicted model, not a curated record